AUCUCCGUCUCCGUCCGAAGACGUCAAAUUCGAAAAUACAGUUAAGUCGAAGCGUUUAAAACCCUAAAUCCCCAAAUCGGAGAUUGAGAUUUCGAUUUCGAUUCGAUUCCGCAGAUGUCGUCUUCAUCUCCGAGUGGAAGCGGUGGCGAUUUGACAGAGAGAAGAGGGAUUCCUGCCGCUAAGUUCAUCCAAGAUGUCGAGACUUAUCUCUCUCAGUCUGGCCUCGAUCCUAACUCUGCUCUCGCCUUUCAUCAAGAAAGGCUUCAGCAAUAUAAAGUUGUUGAGAUGAAGCUUCUUGCUCAGCAAAGGGAUCUUCAGGCUAAAAUCCCUGAUAUUGAAAAGUGUUUAGAGGUUGUUGCCACUUUGCAAGCAAGGAAGGGUACUGGUGAGGCGCUUUUAGCCGAUUUUGAGGUCUCUGAAGGAAUAUAUUCACGGGCCUGCAUUGAAGACUCAGACUCAGUGUGUUUGUGGUUGGGAGCUAAUGUCAUGCUGGAAUAUUCCUGUGAAGAGGCUACAGCUCUUCUGAAAAACAAUCUGGAAAAUGCUAAAGCCAGCCUAGAGGUUCUUGUAGCUGAUUUACAAUUCUUGAGGGAUCAAGUCACAGUUACUCAGGUAACUAUUGCACGUGUUUAUAACUGGGAUGUUCAUCAAAGGAGGGUUAAACAGGUUGCCCCUACUGCUAUUGCUGCUGCAGACUCAUGAACCACAUAUCCAAGUUGUAAUCGUGUGGGAAUUUUAAACAAGGUAAUAUGAUUAUUGGGACACCUUUUGCUCCAACCGGUUGUUUGUAACUCUUAAGCUUCGCUAUCUUGCUGAAAUUUUGUUGCUGCGAACAAACGCGUAUGAGUAGAACAUUAGCAUAUUGUUAUCGUCGAGUUUUGAGAACAGCUUGUGUGUUUUCCGCGAUUGAAGGUACCUACUUGUUUAAGGAUGUGAUAGAUAAAUCAAACUAUAUUGCAGAA
This is a messenger RNA of Capsella rubella, 962 nucleotides long. RefSeq names its product probable prefoldin subunit 3. Gene Ontology annotation, biological process: tubulin complex assembly; microtubule-based process; protein folding. Gene Ontology annotation, molecular function: tubulin binding. The coding region runs from base 115 to 702 and encodes 195 amino acids. The record is from RefSeq and is a predicted model, not a curated record. The transcript is spliced from 6 exons. Gene Ontology annotation, cellular component: prefoldin complex; cytoplasm. Lineage: Eukaryota; Viridiplantae; Streptophyta; Magnoliopsida; Brassicales; Brassicaceae.